UAUCGGAGUGCAUAAUUCCGGAUUUGCUGGGUCGCGUCGCGCGCAAUGACCACAGACGGAAACGGAGCUGUCGUCAUUUAAAGUUUCUGCCCUCCCAAACUCGUUUUCUCAUCAGUUUCUCAAGUAUUUACUUUGAAUCACCUUCUCGAUUUCCGAGUUGUGUGGGAUUACGAUUGUGGCAUUCUCCGUCUUGCCCCUCUUUUGUCACCGUUCUGUGAUCCGAGAGAGAACGGCUGAAGCUCCCCGCGAGCUUUACCAGAGCUAUGGUACAAUGGAAGCGGUUGUUUAACAUCAAUGACGACACUGGCAGACGAUUUUACGCAGAUGAAGCCAGCCACUUGCUGCCCACGCAUAGACAAGAAGCAAUUCGUUCCGCGUUCCCUGCCGAAGAAGUCACCAAGGUAGCGCUUCGCCUCAAAUAUCAGAUUGAACAAGUCAUACCUUGCGAGCUGGAAGAGGCACAAAUUGUUAAGGCUCAUUCCCCAAUAUUAACGCAUAAAGUGCAGAAGACUGCUGCAAAGGCAGGCGGAGACGAGUAUGGCGCUUGCGUAGUAUAUUGUUUACUUGUUUGCAAGAAAUGGUUCAAGCGGCAGGCGACAUUAGAAUUGUGGGACGCUGAUUUACAUAAUGUCCGCGCUGUUGCGUGCGAGAUGCUUGCAAAGCAUAUAAUUGAAACCCAAGAAGACCAACAGUAUCUCCUCCAAGACGUCCUUCUUCGUCGUUAUUCCAUUCUUGUGAAUGGAAAGGAAUCUUUGGCGGCGAAUGUCGUUGAGCGAGCCGUAGACCUUCAUGCAUUGCGGGUAAUUGGGUCGUCCGGAUAUCAGAAAUGCAUAAAAUAUCUCUGGAAGGGGUGGCUGGUUCAAGACGAGAACGACCCGUCCACAUUUAUCGACUAUGUGCAAAAAGCCAAUACAAGCUAUUGGGCACACUUCGAUCCAGAUCGUAUGCGUGCACCAAUUUACCAGAACUCCCUGCAAAUAUUCUUUUCUUUGGCCUAUCUGGGCUUGUACACCGGCGCAAUCAAUACAAUAAACCGAACUGGAGACCUUGACCUUGUUGAGGGAUUGCUCUAUGCGUUCACUUUGGGAUUUAUCUGUGACGAGAUCGCAAAGUUCUGGAAAGUUGGCAGGUACUACAUCGGAUUCUGGAAUGUCUUUAACAGCACUUUAUACGUACUCCUCACCAUAUCUUUCGUGACCCGAAUGGUUGCCCUUGGAUAUCCUCUACACGAUCAUGAUGGCCGCAGGGAGCACUUUAACGAGUUGAGCUAUAACUUUCUCGCAUUUUCGGCGCCAAUGUUCUGGAUGCGUAUACUUUUAUAUCUUGACACUUUCCGAUUUUUCGGCGCAAUGUUGGUGGUUUUGAAGGUUAUGAUGAAAGAGUCCAUCAUCUUUUUUGCAUUGCUGGCGGUGCUCAUCGUUGGAUUCCUCCAAGGUUUCAUUGCAAUGGAUGACAUCGAUGACAACAACAUCGUUACCUCAUUCAUUCUCCAAUCCAUGGCAAAUAGUAUCAUGCAGAGCCCCGACUUUUCAGGCUUCCAUAACUUUGCACCUCCGUUCGGAAUCAUCCUUUACUACAUCUUCACCUUUGUAGUAAUGGUUGUCCUCCUGAACAUUCUCAUUGCGCUUUAUAACAGCGCAUAUGAGGAUAUCACAGACAAUGCUAUCGAUGAAUACAUGGCACUAUUCUCUCAGAAAACAAUGCAAUUCGUCCGAGCUCCAGACGAAAAUGUCUUCAUUCCACCAUUCAACUUAAUCGAGAUGCUCUUACUCAUCCUUCCUUUUGAAUGGUGGAUGCCCAAAGCCACGUAUGAACGUGUCAACGACUAUGUCAUGGGCGUCAUUUACUCUCCUCUCCUCCUGCUCACCGCUUGGAUCGAAUCUCGUCAAGCGGCCGAUGUGACGUCAAACCGUCAACGCGGAGAAGAAGACGAUGAUACCAUUGAGGAAUGGGAACAAAUGGGUAAUCACAUUGACUUUGAGACCGAAGGCUGGUCCAAGGAAGUCGCACACACGGCGCCAAAUGUUGAGAUUAACGCCACGCUGCUCGAAGUCCGCGAACUCAAAGACCAGAUCAAGGAACUGAAGUCUCUUGUCGAGGAUCUAAGAUUCUCUGGUAGUACCACAACACUAUCAUGAUCUUCGCUAUGGGUGAUAUGCGAUGGUUCAGCACCUUCAAAUCGAAGUAUUGAAUCUGUUCGCUAUCGAGGUGACGGAGAAAAAAAGGAAACAGACUUAUCUAGCAUACCGUGAUAGAAACAUGAGCGCUGGAGACAUUUCAGAUUCGUCAGCUGCCGUGUUUACCCUGGUAUUCAUUCUGACUGUGCUUGCAUAGCUUCAAAAUAAGAGUCGAAUUUAUAAGUCUAUUUCAAAGAGAC
This is a messenger RNA of Xylona heveae TC161, 2377 nucleotides long. RefSeq lists its product as hypothetical. The transcript has 6 exons. The coding region runs from base 264 to 2138 and encodes 624 amino acids. The record is from RefSeq and is a predicted model, not a curated record. Lineage: Eukaryota; Fungi; Ascomycota; Xylonomycetes; Xylonales; Xylonaceae.